GGUUGGUUUCAAGAGUUAUCUGAAAGGCAAGGCGGCCUCCAUAACUGCUUAUUUUCUUUUCUUUUGAAACUGUCAUUGUCUUCCCAACAUCUAGGCUUAUGAUCAUAUGGGUAAGCUUAGAUCAUACAUUCUGUCUACUCUAUCCAGACCAGAAUCAUACAAUCAAAGACAUACAGAGUCAACUAGGUAAUAUAAGUGAGCAGAGAUGGGCUGGAGUAAGGUCCAUGGAGGACUGCAACUAAACGGGUACAUCUUGUCUGGAGUUGGACUAAGUCAUUGUGAAGCUUGAAGUCAGAUUUUCUUAGUGUGUUAUUUAUACACCCUCCUGGCAUAUGAGUGACAGGAAAGUCAAAGUCAUUGACUCUCUAAUAUUUAUUGAGCACCUUCAAAUACUUUUUGAGUAUCUACUAUUAUUGGGCACCUACAAACACUUAUUGACCAUGUGCCAAGCACAGUGCCUAGCAAGUUCUUCUUUUCUAAUCAAAUCAACAGGUUGGACAUCCCUACCCAAGGCUCAAAUGGUAACAAGUCCAUGCCUUACUUGUGUCAGUUCUCUUAUUGAAAGAGCAUCUCCUAACCAUCCUACCAAUAACGGUCUUACUCUGUUGCUCUGGCUGGAGUGCAGUGGCCCAAUCAUAGCUCACUGCAGCCUUGACUUCCCAGCCUCAGUUGAUCCUCCUACCUUAAUCUCCCGAGUAGCUGGGACUGCAGGUUCACUUAUACUAAGAUUUUCUUCUGCCUCUGCCAACCCUGAGACAGCAAGACCAAUUCCUCCUCUUCCCUGUCCUCCUCCUCGCCUACUCCACAUGAAGACGACAAGGAUGAAGACCUUCAUGAUGAUCCAUUUCCACUUAAUGAACAAACUUUGGGAAAUUAUUCAAGAAGAGAGGCAUGGUGGUAUGCUGGAAAGUCUGCUGAGCUUGAAAGUAGGUAACCCAGGCUCCUGUUCCUGUUCUCAUUGA
Gorilla gorilla gorilla (western lowland gorilla) is the source of this 962-nucleotide messenger RNA. RefSeq lists its product as uncharacterized. Bases 333 to 962 code for a protein of 209 amino acids. NCBI's taxonomy places the organism in Eukaryota, Metazoa, Chordata, Mammalia, Primates, Hominidae. The record is from RefSeq and is a predicted model, not a curated record. The transcript has 4 exons.